Paramuricea clavata is the source of this 540-nucleotide messenger RNA. The record is from the annotation of a GenBank genome assembly. Lineage: Eukaryota; Metazoa; Cnidaria; Anthozoa; Malacalcyonacea; Plexauridae.
AUGGAAAGAAAUAACAGUGGACCUACUAAAAAAAUUCUAGCAGCCGAGGUAAUGCAGUUAAAAGCAGAAAAUUCUCAAUUGAAAGAAGAAAUUCAAAACAACAAAAACGAAAUUGAGAAAUUAAAAAAAGAAUUAGAGACGACCAAAAUGCAGUUAAAGCAUAAAGAUUGCAGUAAAAAUUGUGUGCUAUGUGCUAUAGGUUGGAUUUGCGGAAAAUAUCUGGAUCUGCGAGACCUUUGUGGUCGCCAGUUAGAAAAGAUAAUAACUGCGCAUGCAAGCGACAAAAUUGAAAACGAAGAUUUACAGCGCGACCGGUUAAUGGAAAUGUUAGAGAAAUGCGGAAUAGUCACAAGAGCUAAGGAGUUCAAGUAUGAGCCUGCGAGUGAGAUAGAUAACGCAUGGAAAACACUCGUGGAAAUGGAUGGUGGUGGGCUAGGUGUAGUGAUACUUGGAAGAAUUAUUUCAGAGGCUAAUGGCGCCGUGGGUCAUGUUGAAGUGUGUGACUUGGACAAAGAAAGAUGGGAAGGUAACAAUCAAUGA